Cucumis melo (muskmelon) is the source of this 1621-nucleotide messenger RNA. RefSeq lists its product as uncharacterized. Bases 7 to 1389 code for a protein of 460 amino acids. The record is from RefSeq and is a predicted model, not a curated record. Gene Ontology annotation, molecular function: DNA binding; 5'-flap endonuclease activity. The transcript is spliced from 15 exons. NCBI's taxonomy places the organism in Eukaryota, Viridiplantae, Streptophyta, Magnoliopsida, Cucurbitales, Cucurbitaceae. Gene Ontology annotation, biological process: DNA replication, Okazaki fragment processing.
GUAAACAUGCGAAUUGGGCAGCGGUUGAUGAAACGCUUGGGCGGUUCUCCCUCACGUCUCAUGGCCUCCCACCAUCUUCACACUGCUACUGCUAGUGCUUCCCAUAUCUGCAGAAAUUUCUUGGGAUUCGUUUUCACCUCCAAAUUUCCCGUUCCUUUUCGUUUCUCUACUUCUUCUUCGAGGAUUCAUUCUUUUCCCUCCUCCCUUCUGCUAUCCCCAAAGGGUUACUGCAGUUCAUCCGGAAGUAUAAAUUCUUCCAAUAUCAUAGAUACUAUUGCAACUUAUCAUGGUAGUUCUGCAUCUACUAGACGCCAGUCAAUGGUGCAAUUCCAAGAUUCAUUGUCGAACUCGCUUACGUUCAAAGAAGAUACUGGAAUUGAUAAUCCUGCAGAUGCUAGAGUCAUGCUCAUUGAUGGCACAUCAAUCAUUUUUAGAGCAUACUACAAGCUUUUGGCAAAGCUUCAUCAUGGCCAUUUAUCACAUGCGGAUGGAAAUGGAGAUUGGGUGCUAACUAUAUUUACUGCUUUGUCACUUAUUGUUGAUGUUCUGGAGUUUAUGCCUUCUCAUGUGGCGGUUGUGUUCGACCAUGAUGGAUACUCAUAUGGUCAUACUUAUAUUUCAUCCAAUGAAAAUUUCGUGUCAAAAGGAUCCACUUUUCGUCAUACAAUUUACCCUGCAUACAAGAGUAACAGGGCACCCGUACCUGAUACCAUAGUCCAAGGUCUCCAGUACUUGAAGGCAUCCAUAAAGUCCAUGUCCGUAAAGGUCAUUGAGGUACCUGGAGUGGAAGCCGAUGAUGUAAUUGGCACAUUGGCUUUGAGAAGUGUUGCGGUUGGGUGUAAGGUUCGUGUUGUCUCUCCUGACAAAGACUUCUUCCAGAUUCUAUCUCCUUCAUUACGUCUUUUACGGAUAGCUUCACGUGGAAUUGAGAUGGUUUCAUUUGGGUUAGAGGAUUUUGCAGACAAAUUUGGAGUUCUGGAACCUUCUCAGUUUGUUGAUGUGAUGUCUUUAGUUGGUGACAAGUCUGAUAAUAUUCCAGGAGUCGAUGGAAUUGGAAAUGUCAAUGCUGUGCAACUUAUCACUAGAUUCGGCACAUUAGAAAAUUUGUUGCAACAUGUUGAUCAAGUCGAAGAUGAACGUAUUAAGAAGAUGUUGGUAACAAAUGCUGAACAAGCUAUCUUGAGCAAGGACCUGGCAACCUUGCGAUCUGAUCUUCCAUUCUAUAUGGUACCAUUUACCACCAGAGACCUUUUAUUCAAGAAACCGGAGGAUAAUGGGGAGAAAUUCACAAGCCUCUUAACUGCUAUUGGUGCAUAUGCAGAAAGAUUCUCUGCUGAUCCAAUCAUUAGGAGAGUACUCUAUUUAUGGAAGAAGCUAGACAAAAAUUAGUUAUUGGUAAUCAAUUAAUCUAUGUCUCCACUUUGUUUCUUUUAAGUUUGGUUUUGUUGUGUGGUUGGAGAUAUCAGUAGAGCUUAGAAAUCACAUCAUUCUUUUUUUUGAAAAAAAUGAAUACCCCUCUCCCCUUUUUCUUAAUGUCCUUUUAACAAAGAAAAUGUGAAACACAAGAAGUUUCAGCUUAAUGAAAUAACUCAAAUGGGGUCUUCUCCCCUUGGAUUGCUUC